Tribolium castaneum (red flour beetle) is the source of this 1695-nucleotide messenger RNA. Its product is annotated as trypsin-3. The transcript has 3 exons. Gene Ontology annotation, biological process: proteolysis. Lineage: Eukaryota; Metazoa; Arthropoda; Insecta; Coleoptera; Tenebrionidae. Bases 103 to 888 code for a protein of 261 amino acids. The record is from RefSeq and is a predicted model, not a curated record. Gene Ontology annotation, molecular function: serine-type endopeptidase activity.
UAAGAACGUGUGAGGCAUUAUAAUGGGCCGAGAAAAAACAAUUACUCUCUCAUUUUUCUUUCAUUAGUAACCAAAUAAAAUUACUUUCCGAAAACUAGUGCAAUGAAUUUUAAAUUGUGUUUUUGGGUCUCUUCCUUGGUAAUACUUAGUCAAGUUCUCAAUAUAAGUUGCGCGGCCAAAAAGAAAUUCGAUCCACGAAUCAGCGGUGGUCAAGCAGUCAACUCCACUCAACUUCCCUACGUUGUCGCCCUUCUUUCCCACAACGGCUACGUGUGCACCGGUUCAAUUAUAACUCCUUAUCACGUUAUCACCGCCGCUCACUGCACCUACACUCGCCAAGCCUCCGAACUAUAUAUCCGUGCUGGAUCCUCUUUACGCGAAUCCGGGGGUGUGAUUGUUCCCGUUACUUUCAUAAUAAACCACCCAUCUUUUGAUCCAAACACGUUAGACUACGAUGUGUCCGUCUUAAAGCUCCAACAAGGCCUCAUUUACAGCGAGUUUGUAGCUCCCAUACCUUUAGCAGAUCGGUCCCAGUCAUGGAACCUGGGCACUGCAGCACUUGUGAGCGGUUGGGGGUACACAAAAGUGGGCCAAACAGAGGAUGAAAGACAAUUACAAGCAACGAUGAUUGAGAUAAAAAAUCCGAAGAUUUGUAAAGAGGCGUUGGUUCCUUCUGUUCUUACUCCAAGAAUGUUAUGUGGAGGACUUUUGGAAGAAGGAAAAAAUUCGUGUAAGGGGGAUUCUGGGGGACCCAUGGUUAUCAAUGGGGUGCUGGCAGGGAUCGUGUCGUGGGGGGCAGAGACCAAGUGUGGAAUAUGGGGGGUUCCAGCGGUUUACAGUUAUUUGCCACUUCUAAGGCCUUUUGUAGAUAUUGCAAUCAGGAUUUAAAUACAUUUUGCUGUCUAAAUUUGUUAUUAUUGUGUUCAAAAAAUUGAAAUACCCACAUUUUUGAGGAAGUUUUUUAUUUUUAGGUGAUACAAUACUUAUGAGAAGUAAAAAGAAAUUUAUAGGUGUCUUUUAAUUUUGUUCUGUACACUAUGAAGGUAAUCAAAUACGUCGUUAGUGAACACAAAUCGCUGUGGAAAUAAGAAUUUUAAUCAAUAAAUAUUUAUUUUCUCUUUUAAAUGUAAUUUAGUUUGUAUUAUGAUUUGACACGUGUAAAUUUAGAAUUGUCUGUAUACUUAUUUGCUAAUUUUUUUAUUCAUUUUAUUGAUAUUUGUGUAAUCAAAUGUUGGGCAACAGCUAUUAAUAAUUUUCUAUUCGAUCUUGUUAUCGAUUACUUACUGCGCACUAUUUUGAUUUAAAAUUUCAAGCUAUUUAAAAAUUUGUUUUUGUGACUAAUUUCUCCUAAGGUCAUAAAAUUGUAUUGUCAUUUGUAAUGAUAUGUAGGUGGAACAAUACUUUCCCAACCUAUAUAAACGUUAAUUUUCAUACGAUUGAACGAUUUAUAAAGUGAUAUACACAACAGAAUGAGGUUUUUUGGAAUCAUAAUGCUUUUGUGCCUCCUUGUCGUGGCAAGUUAUGGAGAAACAAAGAAAGAAGCAGAGGAUGUCAAGCCGUCGGAGCCGCCGACUCCAAUACGAAAAGGGGACUAAGGUUCACUACUAAGACAUGAGGUUUAAAUAGUAAUAUGUGCCUAAAUUACUUCUUUUCAAAAAAUAAAGCACUUCAAAAAGGUUAAACAAAUGUUAUUAA